Mercurialis annua (annual mercury) is the source of this 2562-nucleotide messenger RNA. RefSeq names its product hydroxyproline O-galactosyltransferase GALT3. Gene Ontology annotation, cellular component: Golgi membrane. The record is from RefSeq and is a predicted model, not a curated record. Lineage: Eukaryota; Viridiplantae; Streptophyta; Magnoliopsida; Malpighiales; Euphorbiaceae. The transcript has 8 exons. Gene Ontology annotation, molecular function: galactosyltransferase activity; carbohydrate binding. Bases 399 to 2384 code for a protein of 661 amino acids.
AUAACCGCCGCAUGCAUCUCAACUCUUAAAUUUCAAGCCCAAAACCCGGCGACCCAAGUUGACUUCAGUAAUCAUUUAUCUUUCCGACAAGAGUAUCAUCAGUUCUGUUUAGGUGGUCUCUGGAAACGAUUUGAGCUUUAACUGAGUUUUCUAUUUUACAGUGUCCAAGCUUCCAUAUCUCUAUUGUAAACAGCUCGAAGAUCCACAGUUCAACGCUACCGGCCUUGAAAACCCAUUUUUACUUCUCUACGGAUUACAAAGUUCAAUCGGAUAUAACAUUCUCCUGGUUGUUUUUAAGAUCGAUUGAGUUAAUGGUUCUUGCAGAUUAAAAGAUGUACUAAUAGAGUUAAACAAGUCAAGAACCAGACUCAGUUACUCUUGUUUUAUAUAGCUGGCACAUGGAAAAAUCUGAUAAUGUAGGAUGUGCGAGAAUAAAAACGUUCAAGAUAAUCUUAUCUCUGUUUCGAUCGAAGAAAUGGUCAGGCGGCAUUUUGAGUAUAGCCUUCACUAUAAUCUUGAUCAUUAGUUAUAGCCUGAUGGGAAAACAGCCACAGGAAAAGCAGUCAGCUUAUGAUUUUUUCAGAAAUCAUCCGAGCAAUACUUCAAAUGUGAAAAACACCCAUCAAGUUAUAGCUUCUCGGGUGGAAGUAAAGAACGCAACAAAAUCAUCAAAGCGACCGCAUUUUAUUAAUGUCAAAGGACUUGAUGACCUGUAUGCUCCAGCAAAUAUUUCCAAGGAAGAGUCAAAUGCAUUACUUGUAUGGGCUCAGAUGCGUUUGCUAUUAUCGAGAUCGGAUGCUUUGGCUAAAACAGCUCAAGGAUUAAAAGAAGCUUCCAUCGCAUGGAAAGAAUUAUUGUCUGUUAUUGCGGAAGCCAAAGUGGUCAAGUCUAGCAUCUCUAACAAAUCAGAAGAUAAAAUCUGUCCUUACUCUGUAAAUACCAUUGACAGGACAACAUCAAGAAAUGGAACAAUUCUUGAGGUCCCUUGCGGUCUAAUUGAAGAUUCCUCCAUUACAAUCGUUGGCAUUCCAAAUGAGCACAACGGAAGCUUUGCAAUUGAACUUCAAAGCUCCCAGCUUAUGGGAGAGGAAAACCCUCCUAUUAUUUUGCAUUACGAAGUGAGCUUGCCUGGAGACAAUAUGACAGAGGAGCCUUUUAUUAUUCAAAAUACAUGGUCACAUGAACAUCACUGGGGCAAAGAGGAAAGGUGCCCAGCUCAUGGAUCUGCUAGCAACCCAACAUCAGAAGUUGAUGGACUCGUUCUUUGCAAUGAACAAAUUGUCCGAAGCACUAUGGAUGGGCAUCCCAAUGGGAGUCAUCCUGGUAGUGACAUACAAGCUAAUGUUUCUCAAGGAAAUGCUCAUGCAAGCCCUAAUUUUCCAUUUGCUGAGGGAAACCCUUUCACUGCUACAUUGUGGGUUGGUUCGGAGGGAUUCCACAUGACUGUAAAUGGAAGGCAUGAAACCUCUUUUGCAUUCAGAGAGAAAUUUGAACCAUGGGCUGUAAGCGGAUUCAAAAUAAAUGGUGGGUUGAACAUCUUAUCUGCCUUGGCCAGAGGGUUACCUGUCUCUGAAGAUCAUGAUUUAGUUGUUGAUGCUGAGCUUCUCAAAGCUCCUGUGUUGAAAAGGAAAAGACUGACUAUGUUGGUUGGGAUUUUCUCCACUGGAAAUAAUUUCGAGCGCCGUAUGGCACUAAGGAGGUCUUGGAUGCAAUAUGAAGCUGUACGCAAAGGAGAUGUAGCUGUCCGUUUUUUCAUUGGCCUUCACAAAAACAGUCAAGUCAAUUUUGAGCUAUGGAAAGAAGCUCAAGCAUAUGGAGAUGUGCAACUGAUGCCUUUUGUUGAUUAUUACAGUCUGAUUAGUUUGAAAACAAUUGCAAUCUGUAUCAUGGGGACAAAAAUUCUCCCUGCUAAGUAUAUCAUGAAAACAGACGAUGAUGCUUUUGUUAGAAUUGAUGAAGUUCUUUCUAGUCUGAAAGAGAAGUCAUCUAAUGCUCUCUUGUAUGGACUUAUAGCCUAUGACUCAACUCCACACAGGGAUAAGGACAGCAAAUGGUAUGUCAGUGAAAAGGAAUGGCCGCAUUCUUCAUAUCCACCAUGGGCGCAUGGCCCCGGAUAUGUAAUCUCUCGAGAUAUUGCGAAAUUCAUAGUUCGCAGCCACCAAGAAGGAAAUCUCAAGUUAUUUAAACUAGAAGAUGUUGCAAUGGGCAUAUGGAUUGAAGAAUUCAAGAAAAGUGGUCAAGAAGUGAAUUACAUGAGCGAUGAUAGGUUUUACAAUGCUGGAUGUGAAUCAAAUUAUAUACUUGCCCAUUACCAAAAUCCUAGAUUGGUAUUAUGCCUUUGGGAGAAGUUGCAGAGCGAGCACCAAGCUGUUUGUUGUGAGUAGAAAAUUGAAGAUUACUUCAAAUUUUCACAGCUUUUUAUAAUUGGCCACAUGUUUUGGCUCCUCACAUUGAUGCAUUACCAUUUGUUUUGCUCGUUGAUGUAAAUAAAACUUCAAUCGGCAAAAGGUCAACUCGGUUUCUAAACUUGUGAUUUGAAAUUAAAUAACUCACUUUCAAUUA